AGGACAAGUCCUGAGGUAAAAAAUAAACACAUUGAGAAGGGCUCUUCUUCAUCUCCUUCCUGCCCUCCCUCUGCUCAGCAUCCCUGGUUCCUCGGCCUCUGCUUGCUGGGCCUCGUCGUCCUCCCCUUCUUUCCUUGCUCCUUGUCGGCUUCCCUCAGCAGCACCAGGCCGGUCUCUGUGAGGCAAAAGUGCCCCCUUUUCUCCCUUCCUUCCUCCGCCAUGGAAUCCCUCGAGGAACUCUCCCUGGGGCCUUGCGCCGGCUCCCAAUACUUGCGGCCCUUCCGCCUUCGCUACCGCCAGAAUGGGAUUUCCAAAAUUUGGGACUUCAUGAGGACACAUGACAGUGUGUCCAUUCUGAUCUUUAAUACUUCUCGGCAAUGCUUUGUUGUGGUGAAGCAGUUCCGUCCAGCUGUCUAUAUGUGUGAGAUGGAGCGGAAGUAUCCUCAAGAUUUUGAGGGUAAAAGCCAGGAGAGCUGGUGCCACCUGCCAAAUUGCUUGCCUGCCUCAGUGGGAGUAACGUAUGAACUCUGUGCCGGUAUUGUAGACAAGCCAGAGCUGUCCUUGGAAGAAAUUGCUUGCAAAGAAAUUAUGGAAGAGUGUGGUUAUGAUGUCCCUGUCACCAACCUGAAGAGAAUUACUUCAUACAGAUCUGGAGUUGGUGUGACAGGAUCAAAGCAGACAUUAUUUUAUGCUGAAGUAACUGAUGAGAUGAAAGCCAGUGCAGGUGGUGGUCAGCCGGAAGAAGGCGAGCUGAUUGAAGUUAUAGAAAUACCUCUUCAGGACUCCAUGAAUUUUGCAUUUGACGAAACAUUCCCUAAAACAAUGGGCGUCAUCUUCAGCUUCAUGUGGUUCCAGACCAACAUUGCCCCAAAAUUGCUACAGAAAUAAAACAAGCACAGAAUUGCAUUGGGAGCAUGGGAAAUAAAAUUAAAAAUAGGGGGUGGGGGGAAAUAACCAAACCAUUUCUAACAUACCUGAUUGAUGUAGGUGAGAAGCCUCCUUCAGGAGAGAUUCACAAGGACUGCAGCUAUACUGCAGAAAUAAUCCAGUUUGACAACACUUAAGUGCCAUGAUUCAGUUAUAUAGAAUUCUGGGAAUUGUAGUUUGUUGUGGCACCAAAGCUUUCUGUCAGAAGAUUAAAUAUCUCAAAAACUACAAAUUCUAGAAUUUCAUAGCAUUGAGCCAAAGCAGUGUCAAACUGCAUUAAUUCUGCAGUGGUGAUGCAGCCAAAGGCAAGAUAGGAGAUGAGGAACCUGAAUUUGGGGGGGGAGUGAUUCAGAUGGAUUGAAGUUUUUUACCAAUCAUUUAUGGCUAGCGGCAUGAUCCUCACACGCAUGCAUAUUUCAUUGGCAAUGAGUUUUGACAGCUCUUAUUUUGUUGUUGAUUAGUGGAGCCAUCCAGCUUCAUGCUGGUUAGAAUAGGCCUUAGUUUGAUAUACCAAUCUGUUUAAAGUUGUACAGCUGACAGCUAGACACAUUCCUGCUCCAUCUGAGUGAAACCAUGUCCACUGAGACUCUUCAGCAUGCCCACUUACAUGGUGCACCUCUCCAGAAAAAGGUCUUCCCACUCCAUGCCUCUGAGGGGAACUGGCCCACAGGGUAAGUGCAUGGGUCGAAAUCCUCAGCCUACUCUACCCAGAUUUUAAAUUGUAUUGCAUUAUAUUGACUGCAUAACUAUGUGGUGGUCUGAGAAGUCUGCUACAUAUUGGCUGAAAGUGGCACUUCAAUGGACUAUUUCAAUGAAUUAAAAUUAACGUGUAUUUUAAACCAACUAAUUUCCAUGUACACACCCUGUACCCACCCCUUUUUUAAGGAUGCAAAGUUUCAGGUGUCUAGUUUUUCAUGGUCUUUUGCCCCUAUGCCUUUGGCAGAUAUAGAGAUUCGAUUAUUACAGAUAUUAAUAUGAAAGUAACACUGGACAAAAUAGAAGCUGCUAGAGCUGAGAAUGCAAAAUUUGGUUGUCUGAUCUUGUUGAUAGGGUGGCACAUACCUGCCAUCUUCAAUGUUAGGAGAACAGGUCCUCUUACAGACUGAAAAUUGGUUGAAGGACGGUAAACAGCGCAAGUAUAAAUGUGAACUUUUUUUUCAGUGGAAGGAUGUGAGCAGUGGAGCCUCAAAGAUCUGUACUGGGGCCAGUGCAUAGUGUGGCUAAUAAAUACAGUUAUUGUG
Molecule: messenger RNA, 2168 nt
Organism: Sceloporus undulatus (fence lizard)
Lineage: Eukaryota; Metazoa; Chordata; Lepidosauria; Squamata; Phrynosomatidae
Gene: NUDT14
Product: nudix hydrolase 14
Exons: 5
Coding region: 220-888 (222 amino acids)
Biological process (GO): ribose phosphate metabolic process; nucleoside phosphate metabolic process
Molecular function (GO): UDP-sugar diphosphatase activity; metal ion binding
Source: RefSeq, a predicted model, not a curated record